Molecule: messenger RNA, 1065 nt
Organism: Dromaius novaehollandiae (emu)
Lineage: Eukaryota; Metazoa; Chordata; Aves; Casuariiformes; Dromaiidae
Gene: RPS2
Product: ribosomal protein S2
Exons: 8
Coding region: 162-1022 (286 amino acids)
Biological process (GO): translation
Cellular component (GO): cytosolic small ribosomal subunit; ribosome
Molecular function (GO): RNA binding; structural constituent of ribosome
Source: RefSeq, a predicted model, not a curated record
CCGCACCCUGUAUAAGGCCGCGGCCGAACGCGUUCUGCUCCGGGUGUGUAUUCCUCAUUCAUCGCGCGGGGUUCGCACGGCGGCCGGUGCUCUCGCGAGGUCUCUGAGUAUAAAUACCGAAAAGUAGCAGCGCGCAGUCUUCUACUCUGAGAGAACACCAAAUGGCGGACGACGCCGGUGCUGCGGGAGGUGCAGGAGCCGCCCGAGGGGGCUUCCGUGGCGGCUUCGGGACUGGGCUGCGGGGCCGCGGGCGCGGCCGCGGUAGGGGCCGUGGGAGAGGCCGCGGGGCCCGCGGAGGCAAGGCCGAAGACAAGGAAUGGGUUCCUGUCACCAAACUUGGUCGCCUGGUCAAGGAUAUGAAGAUAAAGUCUCUUGAGGAGAUCUAUCUCUUCUCACUUCCAAUCAAGGAAUCAGAAAUCAUUGAUUUCUUCUUGGGGUCUUCUCUGAAAGAUGAGGUUUUGAAGAUCAUGCCUGUCCAGAAACAGACUCGUGCUGGUCAGCGUACCAGGUUUAAGGCCUUCGUUGCUAUUGGAGACUACAACGGCCAUGUUGGUCUUGGUGUCAAAUGCUCCAAAGAAGUUGCAACUGCCAUUCGUGGGGCAAUCAUUUUGGCUAAAUUGUCCAUUGUACCAGUACGGCGAGGCUACUGGGGGAACAAGAUCGGCAAGCCCCAUACUGUACCUUGCAAGGUUACUGGUCGGUGUGGAUCUGUCCUGGUGCGUCUGAUUCCAGCCCCCCGUGGUACAGGGAUUGUAUCUGCCCCUGUUCCCAAGAAACUGCUGAUGAUGGCUGGUAUCGAUGACUGCUACACUUCAGCCAGGGGCUGUACUGCCACAUUGGGCAACUUUGCUAAAGCCACCUUUGAUGCCAUCUCCAAGACUUACAGCUAUCUGACCCCUGAUCUCUGGAAAGAGACUGUGUUCACCAAGUCUCCUUACCAGGAGUUCACUGAUCAUCUGGCUAAGACCCACACCAGAGUCUCAGUGCAGAGAACCCAAGCAGCUGCUGUGGCAACUACUUAAGUGGUUUUUGUACAAGACAAUAAAGUGAUCAGCGAACAAGAAA